GACUAGUGGAUAGACAGCUUUUCUUGCAUCUAGAUUCGUCCUGUGUCGUUUAGCUGUUGUCUUUGAUACCUGUGUAUUCGGACAAGAAAAUUGAGCUGUGAACAUGGCGCUUCCCAUUCUCGCCGGCGUAGCUGGCACUACCGCCCUCGCGGCCUAUCUAAACGCAAAAUACCACCUUAUUCACGAUCUUUCCGGGAGCACCCUUACCCCUACAGAUGCCGAAUUUGCCUGGCUCGCCAACCGAGCGGCUAGCCGCAAACUGACUACCUACGACAUCUUCGAAGCACAGGCAUUGCAUAACGUCUCGAACCAUAUCUUCCUCAUUUUUGAAGGCCGCGAGUUCACGUACCGAGAAUUCUUCGAUCAUGUGACUAAAGUGGGAGCUUGGUUAAUGAACGACCUAGGAGUUCAGACAGAAGAGGUGGUGGCAUUAAAUGGAGGGAAUUCCCCCGAAUUUCUAAUGUUGUGGUUGGCGUUAGAUGGGAUAGGAGCAGUGCCUAGUUUCAUCAACUACAACCUGACAGGAAAAGCCUUGGUACAUUGUGUAAAGCUUUGCGAGAGCAGAUACCUGAUAUCAGACAGCGACGUCCAACCCAACGUCGAACCAUGCGCCCCAGAACUAGAAGAAUCUGGAGUAAAGCUCCUCUACUACAACUCCGACUUGAUCACCAGCCUUCCCUCAUCGGGACCUCUCCCUCAAUCUCGUCGCGACUCAAUCACCCUUGAGACCCUUCGCGGCCUCAUAUAUACCUCCGGUACCACCGGGCUACCUAAAGGCACGCAAAUGACUACUGGACGGGAACUUCUCGUGGGCCAUGUGACCGCCCGCUACCUCAAACUAACCCCCUCCAUCCGCUUCUACACCUGUAUGCCCCUGUACCACGGUGCAGCUCAUGGUCUGUGUCUCACCCCCUCUAUCCAUGCUGGUUGCACAGUAGUGUUAGGCCGCAAGUUCAGUCACAAGACCUUCUGGCCGGAAGUGAGUUCAAGUAAGGCAGAUAUCAUCCAGUACGUCGGCGAGCUAUGUCGGUACUUGUACAACGCACCGCCCUCGCCCCUGGAACGUGCCCACAACGUGAAAAUGGCGUGGGGCAAUGGCAUGCGUCCAGACGUUUGGGAACCUUUCCGCGAACGGUUCAACAUCCCGUGUAUCAACGAGCUCUAUGCUGCCACGGAUGGCUUAGGCUCGACCUUUAAUCGAAACCAUGGACCAUUUACGCAGCACGCAAUUGGACUAAGAGGACUUGUAUGGCACUGGAAGAAUGCGAAGAACGAAGUCAGGGUCAAGAUGGAUGUAGAUACGGAGGAGAUUGUGCGGGAUAAUAAUGGCUUCGCGGUGAAAGCGGGAACAAAUGAGCCUGGUCAGGUGUUGCAUAAGCUCGAUCCUGCGUUAUUAGGCAGCGCGCCUACAUACUACAAAAAUGAGGGGGCGACGAUGGGGAGGAGGUUGAGUGAUGUAUUUGAGAAGGGGGAUCUAUGGUUUCGCUCAGGCGACAUGAUGAGGCAAGACGCCGACGGCCGCGUCUACUUCGUCGACCGCCUCGGCGACACAUUCCGUUGGAAAUCCGAAAACGUUUCCACGAACGAGGUGGCAGACGUACUGGGCCAAUUCCACCAAAUCGCCGAAGUUAACGUCUAUGGUGUCCAAAUCCCGCGCUCUGACGGGCGAGCUGGCGCUGCAUGCUUCGUUCUUGCUGAGAAUGUGAAAGAGAGCGAAUUUGAUUACAAAGGGCUCGCAGAGCAUGCGCUAGCGAGACUACCACGGUAUGCGGUGCCGAUAUUUCUGCGCCUCAGCCCAGCGCUGGAGUAUACGGGGACGUUGAAGAUUCAGAAGGGACGGUUGAAGAUGGAGGGGGUCGAUCCAGAGAAGGUCUCUGGUGGGGAUAAGCUGUUUUGGUUGCCGCCAGGUGAGGAGUCUUAUGUGCCGUUUCAAAAUGGGGAUUGGGACGGGCUAGGUGCGGGCAGAGUGAAGCUAUAGGUGUAAAAAUGUUGGAAUCCAAGACCCUAAGACAACUCGUGGUGAAAGAACAGAGCAAGCGCUUAGGCUAUAUUAGAAGCAACCGAGCCCUCUUCGGAGGGUACGCGGUUUCCAUUGUAACUGAAAAGAAGCAAGGGUGUGUCUUCCAUCCAUCGAAUGAGAU
Molecule: messenger RNA, 2141 nt
Organism: Mytilinidion resinicola
Lineage: Eukaryota; Fungi; Ascomycota; Dothideomycetes; Mytilinidiales; Mytilinidiaceae
Product: long-chain fatty acid transporter-like protein
Exons: 4
Coding region: 104-1978 (624 amino acids)
Molecular function (GO): long-chain fatty acid transmembrane transporter activity; long-chain fatty acid-CoA ligase activity
Source: RefSeq, a predicted model, not a curated record